Dothidotthia symphoricarpi CBS 119687 is the source of this 1221-nucleotide messenger RNA. Its product is annotated as alpha-methylacyl-CoA racemase. The coding region runs from base 1 to 1221 and encodes 406 amino acids. Gene Ontology annotation, molecular function: catalytic activity. NCBI's taxonomy places the organism in Eukaryota, Fungi, Ascomycota, Dothideomycetes, Pleosporales, Dothidotthiaceae. The record is from RefSeq and is a predicted model, not a curated record. The transcript has 3 exons.
AUGGCAACACACCAAGAACCCCCUCUCACUGGGAUCCGCGUGCUCGAGUUCGCGGGUCUGGCUCCAGGCAAGCUCCUCUCUAUCUCUGUAUGCCCCUUUGCAGGCCUCCUCCUCGCCGACUACGGUGCUUUGGUCCUCCGCUUGGACCGCGCAACCACAGCACCCACCACGACGCCGAGCGACCAGCUCACGCGUCGCAAAACGUCGAUACGCGUCGACAUGAAAUCCGCAGCGGGCAUCUCUCUCAUCAAGAAGCUCAUCCCCAAAGUCGACGUGGUGAUCGAUCCGUUCCGACCAGGCGUGUUAGAGAAGCUUGGUCUGGGCCCAGACGUCCUGCUCGGUAUCAACCCCAGAGUAAUACUGGCGCGAAUGACGGGCUUCAGGAGAGACGGGAAGUACAGUGCUAUGGCGGGGCACGAUAUCAAUUACAUUGCUGUUAGCGGUGUUCUGUCGCUGUUCGGGAGACAGGGCGAGAGGCCGUAUCCGCCGUUGAACAUCAUGGGGGAUUUUGCGGGCGGGGGCGCUAUGUGCUUCAUUGGGGUUCUGCUCGCGUUGUUGGGGAGGGAGAGGACGGGGAGGGGACAGGUCGUCGAGGCGAAUAUGGUGGAUGGGAGUGCCAUCUUGGCUACGAUGCCGCGGUUGGGACUGAAGGGGGCGAGCUGGGGCGGGGAGAGGGGCACCAAUAUGUUGGAUGGCGGGGCGCCGUUUUACGAGACGUACGAAACGGCGGAUGGGCGGUGGGUUGCUGUAGGCGCUAUCGAACCACAAUUCUACGCUGCUCUACUCAAGGGCUUGAAUCUCUCUCCGUCGGACCUCCCCGGCACACGGGACAAUAAAUCAGACUGGCCUGCUAUAAAACGCUUCUUCGCUGACACGUUCAAGUCCAAGACGCGCGAGGAAUGGGAAGCUAUCUUUGACGGCACGGAUGCAUGCGUCACGCCUGUGCUUACCCAUGCAGAACUUGAGGCUCAGGGUUUCGAUCAGCGACCUGCUGUCACGUUGAGGGCGACGCCUGGAUACGCGAUACAGGAGGGAGGGGAGGCGAGAGAGGCAGCCGUGGGUCAGGGGACGGGGGUGGAGGGAAGUGGAUGGGUAGAGAGGGGAUUGAAAGCUGGCGAUGGAGGGGAGGAAACUUUGAACUCGUGGAUGGGUUGGACGAGAGGGCGGCAGUUUGUUGAAAGUAAGGGGGGCUUGGAGUGGAGGGAUGGAGCGAAGUUGUAG